CGGCUCCGUGAGGGGAGAGGCAGCGGCGCCGCCAUCUUGGGCCCCCGGGAGCCGCGGCCGCGCUCCUGUCGCGACAAUCGCGACCCCGGCGGCGGGAGCGGCCCCCGACCAUGGCCGCCAACCUGGGCGACCAACGCGAGUGGGCCGCCCCGUUCGCGCUCGGCGCCGCUCCCGGAGCCGCUCCCGGCGCUGCCGGCCCCGCGCGGGAGGAGCCCCCGGCGCCCCCCGAGAACCCCGAGUGGGAGAAGGCGCGGCAGGCGCUGGCCAGCAUCAGCAAAGCGGCGGCGGGCGGCGGCGGCAAGGCCGCGGCGGGGGCGCAGGGCGGAGCGCAGGCACCCCAGUACUACCAGUGGUACCAGCCCUACGGGGGGGGCUACUACCCCUAUGGAUACUACUACCCCAUGGGCGUGUACCCCGGCUAUGGCGCCCCCACGGCCCCCCCGUACCCCGCGGGGGGAGGGGGCUCCUACCCCGCCCCUCCCCCCCAGCAGCAGCAGCCGCCCCCCCCCGCCCCCCCCCAGCAGCAGCAGAGCGGCCUGGGCCAGCAGCCCCCCGUGCCCGGCCUGGACGAGGCUUCGCCCUUCGGGACCCCCCAGCCCCCCCCCCUGCUCAAGGAGCUGCUGCAGGCCCGGCUGCAGGACGGGCCGGCCUUCACCAUCGACUGGAGCCGGGAGCCCCUGCCCGGCCUGGGCCGCGACGGGAGCCCCAAGAAGAAGCGCUGGGAGCUGCCCCUUCCCCCCCCGGCCCCGCCCCCCGCCAGCCCCAGGGGCGGGGCCGGGGGCGGGGCCCGGCCGCGGGGCGGGGCCGGGGGGGGCGGGGCCUUCCCCACCAAGUUCGGGAACCGCAACGUGUUCGUGAAGGGCGAGCACUCGUCAUCCUCAUCCUCGUCCUCCGACAGCUCCCGGAGCUCGUCCCGCUCCCCGGGCAGGCACGGCCGGCGCAGUGGCUCCGAGUCGGACUCGUCGGGCUCGGGGGGGGCCGAGCCCCGGCCCGGGGCCGGGGGCCCCUGCCCGCCGGGCGGGGGCCCCUGGGCCGGGGGCCCGGCGUGCCCCCUGCCCGCGCCGCGCCGCCGCCCGCGCCCGCUGGAGCCCGAGGCGCGGCGGGAGCUGCGGCGCCAGCGCCGGGCCCAGCGCUUCCAGGGGGGCGGGGCCAGUGCCGCGGCCCCGCCCCCCAAGAAGAACCGGCCCAACCCGCCCCCGGCAGGCCCGGCCCCCGGCCCCGCCCCCCCCGCCGAGGGGCUGGACUGGCAGCAGGUGAAGAUCCUGGGCACCUGCCAGGAGGUGACCAAGCGCUACCUGAGGCUCACCUGCGCGCCCGACCCGGCCACCGUGCGGCCCGUGCCCGUGCUGCGGCAGGCGCUGGCCCUGGUGCGCUCGCACUGGCAGCAGCACCGCGACUACGCCUGGGCCUGCGAGCAGCUCAAAUCCCUGCGGCAGGACCUGACGGUGCAGGGCGUGCGCACGGAGUUCACGGUGGAGGUUUACGAGACGCACGCCAGGAUCGCCCUGGAGAAGGGGGACCACGAGGAGUUCAACCAGUGCCAGACGCAGCUGAAGGCGCUGUACGGGGAGAGCCUGCCCGGCUGCGUGGGCGAGUUCACGGCGUACCGCAUCCUCUACUGCAUCUUCACCAACAACUCCGGAGAGCUGACCACGGAGCUGGCCCUGCUGCCCCCGUCCCUGCGCUCUGACCCCGCUGUCUCCCACGCCCUGGCCCUGCGCGCCGCCUGGGCCCUGGGGCUCUACAGCCGCUUCUUCCGCCUGCACAGCUCGGCCCCGGCCAUGGGCCCGCGCCUCAUCGACCUGUUCGCCGAACGCGAGCGGCGCCGCGCCCUGCGCGCCUGCAUCAAGGCCUACCGCCCGGCGCUGCCGACGGCCCAGCUGGGGCCACUUAUGGGGCUGGAGCCCCCCGAGCGCCGCCGCUUCCUGGGGGGGCUGCCCCUCACCUUCACCGGGCCCGACCGCGGCGCCAUCGACUGCCGGCAGAGCCUCAGCGCCCUGCCCCACAUCUGAGUGACCCACAGGGAGCCACCGUGGGGCAGGGCCUGGCCGCACUGCCCCACAUCUCAGUGACCCACAGGGAGCCACCGUGGGGCAGGGCCUGGCCGCACUGCCCCACAUCUCAGUGACCCACCUCUGCCCCACAGCUGCCCCAUAAGUCACCCACAGUGGGGCUGCCCCACAUCUGAGCCACAGCUCUGCCCCACAUCUGAGCCGUGGCUGCCCCACGGCAGGGCCGGCCCAUGGCUGGCCCACACUGGGGCUGGCCCACAGCUCUGACCCACAGCUGACCCACGGCGGGGCUGCCCCAUCACUGCCCCAUAACCUUCUCUCCCCCCUCAGCAGCCACCAAGGGCGUUUGGGGCGGUGGGGCCCGGACCUGCCCCAUAAGCGCCCUCAGAGCCACCGUGGGGAGGGGAUUUGGGCUGGGGAGGGGGCGACUUGUGGGGCUGACAGCGACGGCUGCCCCAUAGCAGCCCCCAGCCGUGCCCAGGGGGGCGUUUGGGGUGGGAUCUGUGGGGCUCAGCUCGACAUCUGUGGGGCACAGCAGCUGCUUGUGGGGCAGAGCUCAGGAUUUGGGGGGAAAGCUCAAGAUCUGGGGGGCAGAGCUCCAGA
This is a messenger RNA of Camarhynchus parvulus, 2615 nucleotides long. It is a transcript of the gene LENG8, whose product is annotated as leukocyte receptor cluster member 8. Lineage: Eukaryota; Metazoa; Chordata; Aves; Passeriformes; Thraupidae. Bases 111 to 2012 code for a protein of 633 amino acids. Gene Ontology annotation, cellular component: nucleus. The record is from RefSeq and is a predicted model, not a curated record. The transcript has 16 exons.